Messenger RNA from Lepus europaeus (European hare), 1488 nucleotides. Its product is annotated as aurora kinase A-like. Gene Ontology annotation, biological process: mitotic spindle organization; protein phosphorylation; regulation of cytokinesis. Lineage: Eukaryota; Metazoa; Chordata; Mammalia; Lagomorpha; Leporidae. Gene Ontology annotation, cellular component: spindle microtubule; spindle pole centrosome; spindle midzone. The record is from RefSeq and is a predicted model, not a curated record. Gene Ontology annotation, molecular function: protein kinase activity; ATP binding.
AUGUUAACACGAGCUGACUUACAGUUUUGGAAUUGUGCCUUCAACCCGAAUCCAUUCACUGCUCAUUUCCCACACCACGACCUCUUACUCAGACAGCCCCAACAGUCUCAAGGAGAUGCUCAGCUUCAACCCCUCCCUCUCCUGUUCAUGCUCCACACAGCUGGACCAAAUAACACCUCGAAGAGCGAACAGCCCCCACCAUCAGCAUCCGGAAAUAAUCCUGAAAAGGAACUGACAUCAAACCAGAAAAAUGAAGAAUCUAAAAAAAGGCAGUGGACUUUGGAAGAUUUUGACAUUGGUUGUCCACUGGGUAAAGGAAAGUUUGAUCAUGUUUACUUGGCAAGAGAGAAACAAAGCAAGCUUAUCCUGGCCCUCAAAGUGUUGUUUAAAGCUCAGCUGGAGAAAGCAGGCGUGGAGCAUCAGCUCCGGAGGGAAGUGGAAAUACAGUCCCACCUGCGGCACCCUAAUGUUCUCAGACUCUAUGGCUUCCAUGAUGCCACCCGAGUGUACCUGAUCCUGGGUGCACCGCUGGGAACCGUCUACAGAGAGCUUCAGAAACUUUCCAAGUUCGAUGAGCAGAGAACUGCUACCUAUAUCACCGAGUUGGCAAAUGCCCUGUUGUACUGUCAUUCAAAGAGAGUUAUUCAUAGAGAUAUUAAACCCGAGAACCUGCUUCUUGGAUCAGCUGGGGAGCUGAAGAUUGCAGACUUUGGGUGGACGGUACACGCUCCAUCCUCCAGGAGGACCACUCUGUGUGGCACGCUGGACUACCUGCCCCCCGAGAUGAUUGAGGGCCGCAUGCAUGACGAGAAGGUGGACCUCUGGAGCCUGGGAGUCCUUUGCUACGAGUUUUUAGUUGAGAAGCCUCCUUUUGAGGCAAACACAUACCAAGAGACCUACAGAAGAAUAUCACGGGUUGAAUUCACAUUCCCUGACUUUGUAACAGAGGGAGCCAAGGACUUCAUUUCAAGGCUGCUGAAGCACAACCCCAGUCACAGGCCCACUCUGGCAGAAGUACUUGAGCACCCAUGGGUCAAAGCGAAGUCAUCGAAACCCUCCAGCUGCCCAAAGAGCCCGCCAGCGAACAGUCUUAAUCAUGCAGGGGCGGAAUCCUCGAGCCAGGGCUGCUGCAUAACCCAUCUGCCAGGAACACGCUAUGGAGUUUGUCCUGCGGAGUACUACAGGGAACGCCUGCCUUGCUGGGCGAGCGAGCAGUGCCUCCGCCUCUGCCGCCUCCUCCAGCGCUGCUUCAGUAGACUUGGCACUCUGGAGGGAAAGCAGCCACGAGAGUCGUGCGACCUCUACCGAUUUCACCACCUGGAGGCAAGGUUUGUCUGUGCUGGACAAGGGGUCCCUGUGGGAGACAAAUUUGGUGUCUGCUUGUGGGCAGAUUUUCAGAUCGACGUGGAGUUUUUCUCCUGUGGCAUCUCCUCGGUGCUCUCCAUGUCUGUCAGUGUGGUUUCUGGUCCUCGGUCACCUUGGGAGUAG